Betta splendens (Siamese fighting fish) is the source of this 5887-nucleotide messenger RNA. RefSeq names its product SLIT and NTRK-like family, member 4 (gene slitrk4). The transcript is spliced from 2 exons. Gene Ontology annotation, molecular function: protein binding. Gene Ontology annotation, cellular component: membrane; glutamatergic synapse. The record is from RefSeq and is a predicted model, not a curated record. Gene Ontology annotation, biological process: positive regulation of synapse assembly; axonogenesis; regulation of presynapse assembly. NCBI's taxonomy places the organism in Eukaryota, Metazoa, Chordata, Actinopteri, Anabantiformes, Osphronemidae. Bases 1350 to 3932 code for a protein of 860 amino acids.
UUAGUCGUGUUGGAAGCUCAGUGAAUGCGGCUACAGAAGGAGCCAGCACACUCAUGCGACUAACACGGAUGAUAGCCUUCUGUCUUACAGGAAGGAGAAAAGACAAGCUUGACUUCAUCUACUUUACAUCUCCACGAUUUCCUCGAACCGGAUUUUUCUCUUUGUUGUUUAUGAUCUUUUCUUCUGGACCGAAGUUCGUUUUUAUUCCUUUAUCAUCUGAACCGAUGGGAAUGAGAGAAAAGCGCGGAGUUUCCUGCUCUUCAGUUGCACCGCAGCCGACUGAAGGCUGAAUAACUGCAUUAUUCAUUUUUACGCACCGGUAUCUGUUGUCCUGACCCGUCUCUCUCGUUUCUCUUGGUGCAUCUCCGGAAGGAAACUUCGAUUACAUCGUAGCCGUUUUUUGUUACAUCAGUCCUUUGUACGCAAAGAUAUCCAUCAGCUGGAUGAAUACUGAAGGAAGCAUCUUUCCACCGCCUGCAAAUAGACUGUUCUGUCUAUAGAGAAAAUAACUGUUUCCUACCAAAAGCUACCGGAUUUAUACAUCCUCGUGGAAAAUAAUACACUGAAACACAAAACCUGAUGGGAGCGUUUCGCCUGCUUUUGUCCUCAGAAGCAUUAUACCAGUGCGCAACUUUGCUCCAAACAAGCCAGCGUUUAUUCAGUGGAUCUUUGGCGGUUGCUGAGCCGAGCUGAAGCCAGGGGAACACUGUGAGCCACCCCACCCCCCAUACUUGUCCCUGCCCAUUUUCUUCCCCCAGCCGUCCUUAACAUUAAAAAGCAAACAAGUCCAAAAAUGAAUGACUUAUUUGACUGCAUCACCGACCGCCUUGCGCAUUUUUUCACGCGUUGGUUUCGCCAGACACGCCACCAAGGGGUGUAAAAGCUACCUGUCUCUUCCGCGGUCGCGCAUCCUGUUUUGCCUAUCUUGUUUUCUGUUUUUCUCCAAUCUAUUCCUGUGCCAAAUCAAUGCUCUCCAAUGGAGGUAGCGCAUUCACCGUGGGGACCGAACGACCAGAGGGGUAAUUUUACCAAGCAAGAGGAGCCCGUCAGUAAAAGACGCAUCGGGUGAAAGAGACCCCCCCCUCCCCAACUCAUCUCUGCCCCCCGCAUUUCCGUCUCAAAUUGUGUCAUAUACAGGGUUAAAAUACAGUAGCCUAGAUGAGGAAAUAGAGGCUGCAGAGAUCUUUUUGCGCCUGUAACUAUCUGCAUUCUAUUCAGCUGGGAGGACUGCACGCCUCCAUCCAUGUCUCACCCAUGGUGCCCCGUGUCUCCAGAAGGACCUGCCAUUAUUACCACCUCAGCUUUGAGUUACUAAAUGGUUUUCUUGGGGAGGAUUUCUAACUGGCGAGAUGCUGCUCGUAUUCCUGCUGGCAGCUUUUUCUUCUUCCAUCUCUGGGUCUCUCUCCUCCUCCCUGUCCUCCCCCUCCAUAUCAGAGGGAGCCCCGAUGACAGACCCGUCCGCCUCGGACUUAAUGGCUGAGACCUGCAGCGCCUGCUCCUGCACAUCGGUGGAAAACGUGCUGUAUGUCAACUGCGAAAAGAUUACUGUCUACCGACCCACGCAGCUCAUCCCACCAGCCUCAUCUCUCUACCACUUGAACUUCCAGAAUAACUUCUUAAUCAUACUCUACCCAAACUCAUUCCUCAACUUCACCCACGCUGUGUCACUGCAGCUAGGAAACAAUAAACUGCAGAACAUCGAAGGUGGAGCUUUCAUGGGGAUGAGUGCAUUGAAACAACUCCACCUGAACAAUAAUGAGUUAAAAGUGCUGCGAGCAGACACCUUGCAGGGCAUAGAAAAUUUGGAAUACCUUCAGGCUGAUUAUAAUUUGAUAAAGUACGUUGAAAAGGGUGCGUUUAACAAACUGCACAAGCUGAAAGUUCUUAUACUGAAUGAUAAUCUCAUACAGUCACUUCCUGAUAACAUAUUUCGCUUUGCCUCGCUCACACACUUGGACAUUAGAGGGAACAGGAUCCAGAAGCUUCCUUAUCUAGGAGUUCUGGAACAUAUUGGGCGCAUUGUGGAGCUCCAGCUGGAUGACAACCCUUGGAACUGCACAUGUGAUUUAGCACCUCUCAAAGCAUGGCUUGAAAAUAUGCCCUAUAAUAUUUUUAUUGGUGAGGCCAUAUGUGAAACACCAAGUGACUUGUAUGGGAGGCUACUGAAAGAAACCAACAAACAAGAACUUUGUCCAAUGGGAACUGGAAGUGACUUUAUGCCACCUGUGCUGCCUGAGAAUGGGCAGCUGCCCUCAAAAAUUUCUCCAACCACUAUGGUUUCCAUAGCCACGAAAACACCAAAAACUACUGACUCAUCUAAGAUUUAUGGUAAUGGUAUUGUUGCGGGUUUGGCCCCAUUUGGAAGAAAUAGCCAAAUUGUUUCCUUUCAGACACGGACCCCUCCACUGCUGUGUCCACAUCCCUGCAGCUGCAAAGCUCACCCCUCUGACUUUGGCAUUAGUGUUAGUUGUCAGGAAAGAAAUAUUAAAAAUCUUGCUGAUCUUAUUCCCAAACCUCCAAAUGCCAAGAAACUUCACUUAAGUGGGAAUUACAUCCGCGACCUAAGCCCAGCUGAUUUCCAGGGAUUCCAGGGUUUAGAUUUGCUACAUCUUGGCAGCAAUCAAAUCAUCACAGUCCAGAAAGGUGUGUUUGCUAACCUCACUAAUCUGAGGAGACUGUAUUUAAAUGGAAAUCAACUUGAACAGUUGCACCCUGAAAUGUUUUUGGGCCUUACAAAUCUUCAGUAUCUAUAUUUGGAAUACAAUGCCAUAAAAGAAAUCUUAUCAGGCACAUUUGACUCCAUGCCAAAUUUACAACUUCUGUAUCUCAACAAUAAUGUUCUGCGGAGUCUUCCUGCCUAUGUGUUUGUGGGUGUCUCUUUAGCUAGACUAAAUCUGAAAAACAACCACUUCAUUACUAUGCCAGUGAGUGGUGUCUUGGACCAGCUGCGGUCACUGACUCAAAUAGACCUGGAAGGGAACCCAUGGGAGUGUUCCUGCGAUUUGGUCGCCCUCAAAAUCUGGCUAGAGAAGCUAAGUGAUGGAGUGGCUGCCAAAGAGGUCAAAUGUGCCUCCCCAGUGCAGUUCGUCAACAUUGAGCUGCGCCUCUUGAAAAAUGAGAUCCUGUGUCCUAAGCUUAUUGCAAAGCCCCCAUUUAUUUUCACUAACCCAACCCCUAUUUUGACCUCUGUUUCGCCUGCUGGGGUUGGCAAAGCCCCACCAGGAGGGCCUGUGCCUCUCUCAAUUAUGAUCCUCAGCAUUCUUAUAGUGCUUAUCCUUACAGUGUUUGUGGCCUUCUGCCUUUUAGUCUUUGUCCUGAGGCGGAAUAAAAAACCAGUCAGCAGACAGGAGGGACUGGGGAACCAAGAGUGUGGCUCUAUGUCGUUACAGCUCCGCCGACAUAGCCACAAAUCAAGCAAGAAAGGUUCUAUCCCAGGAGAUGAUCUAGGAGCCGAGACUUUUAUUCCUCAAACCAUUGAGCACAUUGGUAAGAGCCACACCUGUGGGAUUGGACGCUCCUCAGAUAUGGACGCUGGCUUUAAGUUUGCAGACUCGCAGAGACAGAAAAUCAUCCUCCGCAACAGUGCUGACAAGGAUAAAGACUCGCUUUCCACCCUGGAGCGCAACAAACGUCUUAGCACCAUCGACGAACUCGAGGAAUUCCUCCCCAGUCGAGAGCCCAGUAUGUUCAUCCAGAACUUCCUGGACAGCAAACGAGAUUUCAACAGUAUAGGGAUGGGCGGGUACGAAAUACGCUACCCGGACAAAAUGCUGGAUAAAAAGAUGAAGAAGUCAUCCCUGAUAGGCGGGAACCACAGUAAGAUCGUGGUGGAGCAUAGAAAAAGUGAGUAUUAUGAGCUUAAAGCCAAGCUCCAAGGAACACCUGAUUACUUGCAGGUGCUCGAGGAGCAGACUGCAUUGAGUAAAAUUUAGGAAUUGUUGGGUUUGAUUUAGUGCAUUGAUCACACAUACAUACACGAACAGGCAGACAGACAAACUCAUCUACCUUUCUUUGCUUCUUUCUCUUCUCUUUAGCCACACAUCUGCAACCCCUACCGCCUAGAGAUCUUGCUUUCUGUCUUCAUCUUUCUUUCUGUCUCUUGGAACACACAUACAUACACACACACACACACACUCCCACACACAGCAAAAAAGUGCCUUCUGAAAAUCCUAAAUGACUAAUGCAGCGAUGGACAAAAUGGCUCCACACUACAAAGCUAUUAGAAUCAGCGUGGAUGUAUUUUACAGUAAAAGACUUUUUGGAUUAUCCAUGCCACUACAUGUAACAAUCCCACAUAAAUACAACAGGACACCCUAAAAAGCAACCAGAGAGUUAUGUUUUUUUUUUUUUUGCUGCUAUUGAAAUGGGUACUCAUCUUUUUUGUUUUCUUUUACCAACCAAAUCAAAGGGUGUUGAAAACAGUGUUGAGAAUAUACCUCACCUUCAAUCCUUGUUUAAAACAAAAAAAAACAAGGAAAAGAAAAUUAAGGGGGAAGCCUUGGUUGUUGCUCUAUUGUUCUGGAUUGCUUUCAAUGGAUGCUACUUUGCUUUCUUUUUUAAAACUGAUUUUAAUUCAUGAGGAUAUCUAUUUAAUCUCGGGGAAGAUCUCUGGAGUCAGCUGCAGACUCGCUGCCAUCUUGUGUGGAUUACACACCAGUAGCAGUGCACCUGCUAUUUGCCACUUGGCUAAACAGCCCCGUUUACCGUUCAUAGGAAUUGGAGGCACAUGUGAAACUCUUUUGAUUGAAUGAUUUCAUGACCUGUUUUUUGUGUAGAGAGCCAUGUUAAAUGUCUUCUGAAUGGAGUUGUGUUUCUCUUUCCAAAAUUACUGCUUGAAGUAACUAUGUUUUGGGUGAAAUCUAAUGGCACAUACACUGUCAGAGGACGUUGUUUCUGAAAAAUGACAAACCCGAGGCUAAAAAAAUUAUAAAGCUGCUUGCCAUGUAAGCGUAACCUGGAAAUUUAUUUUGUAAGUCUUACAUUAUUUGUAUCUAUAAGACUGGUUUGUAAAUUGCAAGGAAAGACAAGCAUCAUACAUACACACACACACAUAUGACAGAGCAUUAUCAAGAGACUACAAUCCAGAUUCACACAAACCAAUAAUACAAUUAAAUCAGUGAUCCACCUCUCCUUGUCAGCUUUCAAUUCGUAGUAAAAACGACACUGUUCAUUUAUUUUUCUAUGCAGGAUUACUUAAAGAGAUAUUGGGUUUAUUGAAAAAAGAGAAAAACACAAAGAAUAGUACUAGUAAAAUAUACCAGCGCUAUUUCAGGUGGUGAGUCCAUUAAAAUGUUUUGGUUUCUCUCAGAAGCUGGGCCCGCUUGACGAAGGUGAUGAAACAUGAGCCGAGAUGUUUCUUUAUGUUGUUCGCAUGGCAAGUUGAGGCCUGAUAGAGUCUGUGACAUUUUCAAUAGUAGGGUUAUUAUAUUUCCCACAGUAUGUUGUAAAAGGUUUCUUAUUAACAUUAUGCAACCAAAAGAAAUGUGCUUUAAACUUGAUAUGGUUUUGGUUCUAGUUGAUGAGAGUAUGAAUAAUGAUGAAGGCAAAGUAAGGCUCUACAUUGUCAUAUUUGGACAGAAUCAUUGUGCAAUAUUAGCAAAACUGCUCUUUCAUAAUGGCUUCAAAUAAGUUUGUUUAAUUUAUUUAGUUUCAGCUUAUAUUGUCAAAAUAGGUUUUAUUUACCUUACCAACGCUAUCUGGUCCUUAUCUAAAAGUAUUGUUAAGUUAAAAUUAUAAGUGUUUAUUGACAUCACAAUUGAAUAGAAUGUAUCUUGGAAAGUAUAAUAAAUACAAUUUUCUAUUGGUCAUAAUUCUCCUGUAUAUUGGUUUGAUUUUCUUUUGUAUAAUCAUGUUUAAAUCAAGGUAUUAAAAUCAGCUCCUGUUUGCA